GAAUUUCUCGAGAUCGGGAAGGAACGAAAUAUUGGCUUAUCGUAUUUACCUUUCGAUUAGAAAUAUAAUCAGUGCGGAUUUUGGACUGAAAUAGGCGAGCUGCUUUUACUACCGAUAGUCUGUACAAUUGUAUCGUUCUUCUUAUCUCCGAUAUGAAAAGAGAGCGCGUGUGACGUGACCGUACGUAUCGAGGAGAAACGGGUAGAAGAAGCCGGGCGACAACACUUGACACGACAAGGCACAUUCAGUACAUCGUGUCCCUCCGAAUUUGGCUGACUGUUCGGAAAAACGUAACGCGGAGGAAUUGAAGUUGAAGUUAGAAAUUCGUCGGAGUCGGUCGGUCGUCGAACCAUUAUCGCUGCACAGAGAUUAGCGUGGCUGAUUAAUCAACCGUCAACCGUCAGGUGUGUACAGGUGCAGAAUGUUGGAGAAAAUCGGGGGUAUAGCUAAGAGGAGGUUGUUGAAUUUAACGUUGCUCUCUCAGGGUGGAAAGAACCGUCGAAGCAUAACGUCGCAACAUAUAUUCGAACGAGAAUCGAAGUACGGUGCUCACAAUUAUCAUCCCCUUCCGGUCGCGUUAUGCAAAGCGGAAGGAGUUUUCAUGUGGGACGUCGAAGGAAAGCGGUACUACGAUUUUCUGAGUGCCUACUCUGCCGUCAACCAGGGCCAUUGUCACCCAAGAAUUUACAAGGCUUUAAUCGAACAAGCCAAACAUUUAACGUUAACUUCGCGAGCAUUUUAUUCCGACGCUUUAGGAGAAUUCGAAGAGUACGUUACGAAACUUUUCGGAUAUGAGAAAUGGCUACCGAUGAACACGGGAGUGGAAGGUGGCGAAACUGCUUGCAAACUGGCACGCAGAUGGGGAUACGAUGUGAAAGGUAUACCGCGGUACCAGGCAAAAAUCAUAUUCGCAGAGGGGAACUUUUGGGGUAGAACAAUGAGCGCGGUGUCUUCUAGCACGGAUUCGAGCAGUUACGGCGGUUUCGGUCCAUUUAUGCCUGGCUUCGAGCUCGUUCCCUACGACGAUCUCCCCGCGCUUCAACGGGCUCUCGCUGAUCCUACCGUUUGCGCUUUCAUGGUCGAGCCGAUCCAAGGUGAAGCCGGUGUCGUCCUACCAAAGGAGGGAUACCUGAAAGAAGUGAGAGAGCUGUGCACGAAGCAUAAUGUUCUGUGGAUCGCGGACGAAGUGCAAACCGGGCUAGCCAGAACGGGAAAGCGAUUGGCCGUGGAUCACGAGAACGUGAAGCCGGACAUACUGAUCCUUGGAAAAGCGCUCUCCGGUGGUUUCUACCCAGUUUCCGGUGUCCUGGCCAACGAUCCCGUCAUGCUCACUAUUAAACCCGGCGAACACGGUUCCACUUACGGCGGCAACCCUCUGGGCUGCAGAGUUGCUCUCGAAGCGCUUCGCGUCCUCGAGGAGGAGAAACUUGCGGAGAACGCGGAGAAACUCGGCCGUAUUCUCAGGAGCGAGCUCGAGAUGCUUCCGAAGAGCGUGGUCACUCUGGUUCGGGGGAAAGGUCUGCUGAACGCGAUCGUUAUCAAAGAAAACAUCGACGCUAUGGAUAUCUGUUUGAAAAUGAAGGACGAAGGUCUGCUCGCGAAACCGACUCAUGGUCAUAUCAUCAGACUGGCUCCACCGUUGGUCAUCGACGAGACGCAAAUGCAAGAAUGCGCGGAUAUCAUCUCUCGAGCCGUUUCCAACUAUGCCAAUUAAUCCAUCGUUUUUGUACAAACUCGUGAA
Molecule: messenger RNA, 1741 nt
Organism: Habropoda laboriosa
Lineage: Eukaryota; Metazoa; Arthropoda; Insecta; Hymenoptera; Apidae
Product: ornithine aminotransferase, mitochondrial-like
Exons: 5
Coding region: 422-1714 (430 amino acids)
Cellular component (GO): cytoplasm
Molecular function (GO): L-ornithine transaminase activity; pyridoxal phosphate binding; identical protein binding
Source: RefSeq, a predicted model, not a curated record